This is a messenger RNA of Pisolithus orientalis, 1761 nucleotides long. RefSeq names its product hnRNP A1-gamma isoform. Bases 133 to 1611 code for a protein of 492 amino acids. Lineage: Eukaryota; Fungi; Basidiomycota; Agaricomycetes; Boletales; Pisolithaceae. Gene Ontology annotation, molecular function: RNA binding. The record is from RefSeq and is a predicted model, not a curated record. The transcript is spliced from 7 exons.
CUUUUUUUGGUGUUUGAAGCAGGCACGUUUGUUUGGACAUGUGUGUGUCGGUGCUGUACCACACAUUAACGGCCUGCCUGCUCACUCUGGGUGUACACCUGUGCACACACUACCACUCCGCAUACUGCUAAGAUGGCGACAGAGAAGAAAGACAACGCUGAUUCGGAUUUGUAUGGAGACCUAUAUGAUGACGGGUUCACCAUCCCGUUGGACGACGACGACGAAGCAUCGAAUGAACCUUUCGAACUCAUGCUACCGGAAGAUGACCAGACGCUUUCCGAGUCUUCGACAAAGCCACAGUCAACAGACAGCACAUCCCUUCCCGCGAAGCCUUCAUCCACGUCAGAUUCAGCCAGUCUGUCGUACUCAGCGCAGGUCGCGAAGCAAUUCUCCGCGUACCACCAGACGCCGAGUCAGGAGCGACAACAACGACCUGCUCUUCCUGUGCCUGUGCCUGUAUCUGCACCCGGACCAUCUGCUAUUGCUACGCAUGAAACUGACCGUUCUCGAACUGACCGGCCAAUACGGCCGUCGGAGAUGAAGGACGAAGGCAAAAUGUUCAUCGGAGGACUUAGCUGGGACACUACAGAUGAAGGUCUGAAAAAGUAUUUUUCACAGUUUGGCAAGGUGGAUGCUUGCACAAUUAUGCGUGACCCUGAUGGAAGGUCACGGGGAUUUGCAUUCCUAACGUUUGAGGAGCCUGAAUCUGUAAAUGCCGUCCUUGCGCGGGAGCACACAUUGGACGGAAAGACAAUCGACCCUAAGCGGGCGAUACCACGGGAAGAGCAUUUGAGAAAUACGCGGUAUUUUGUGGGCGGUCUCUCGCACGCUACGACCGCAGAUUCUAUGCGUGACUUUUUCUCUGCUUACGGAAAAGUCGUCGAUGCCACUGUUAUGGUCGACCGCGAGACCGGUCGAUCCAAAGGCUUUGGAUUCGUGACGUUUGAAGAUUCGAGUAAUCAAGAGCGAUUUGUUGGUAAACUAGGACUUGUCCUGGAUGAUAAAGAGAUUGAAGUGAAGAUGGCUCAACCCCGGAGCCAGCGCGAUCAAGCGCGAAACGCGACAAGCCGCGAUGGUUACGGUGACCAAGAAGCGCGUAAUUCAGCUGUGACACCCAUGACGUUCAACCCGCAGCAGGCUGCGAACCCAGCGGCGUCGAUGAUGUAUCAACGCAUGAUGAGCCAGAUACCCAUGGCCAAUGGCGGGGCUGGAUCCGUGGGGAUGAUGAACCCGAUGAUGAUGGGUAUGGGUAUGGGAGGCAUGAACAUGGGUGCAACGGGUAUGGGGAUGGGGAUGAACAGCUUUGGUGCCAUGGGUUUGGGCGGAUUGGGGAUGAUGGGAGGUGGGGUGAACCCGAUGAUGGCGAUGAAUCCCAUGGGCAUGCGUAUGGGAAUGAGCGCGCCGAUGGCUAUGGGUAUGAUGCAGCCUGGUGCAGCUGGGGGAAUGGGCAUGGGCAAUGUCGGUAUGAGAAUGAGGCAGGGCAUGAGUAUGGGUAUGGGGGACAUGAUGGGUAUGAACGGAAGUGCAGGAGCGAUGUCGAUGAGUUCUGGGCCAGGUCCCUCCAGAAUGCCGAAUCGCGUGCGGCACACUUUUCACCCAUAUGCUCGGUAGGGCGGCGAAAUGAAGCGCCUUUUAUGGGCUGCUCGCUUCGUUAUUCUGUACUAUAUCCUGGCUUAGUUCUGUGAUAUCUGGCUGCUGUAUAUCAUGGCUAAUUAUUUGUUCCACUGGAGAAAUUACUUGGGAAUAGACUGUUGGGAUUCA